Messenger RNA from Coccomyxa subellipsoidea C-169, 744 nucleotides. RefSeq lists its product as hypothetical. The coding region runs from base 23 to 448 and encodes 141 amino acids. The transcript is spliced from 3 exons. NCBI's taxonomy places the organism in Eukaryota, Viridiplantae, Chlorophyta, Trebouxiophyceae, Coccomyxaceae. The record is from RefSeq and is a predicted model, not a curated record.
GCGCCAGCUGCACGCUCAGGAGAUGAAGGCGGCGGAGAGUCGGCGCGCGCAUGCACUGGCGGUGGAGGUGGCGGAGCUGAAGCAGCAGCUGGCCGCGUUGCAGGCGCCCGAUGACAAAUCGCCCAGCAGCCUCUCGCAGUGUACGCCGCGCAGGAGCACCUCUGACACUGGCAGCCUCCAGGAGGUGCAUGUGAGCUCGGUAAAGGAAGCCUUUGAGGCGAUGUCGUCCUCUGGCGGCUGGUCAGUGUACGAUAACAGGGUUGCGCGCCGCGUCAGUGCUGGAGGCAGCUCUGCCAGCGCGGAGCUUUGCUGCAAAAGAGUUUUUAACCGAAAAAGAUGCAAGGGGGCACUUCCGGCAGUUGGGGGAAAAAUUCGUGCAGCCUGGAAUGGCAGCAAAUGCAUCGUUGCAGGACGAGAAUGGGAAUCUUGGAGCAACGUGCUCUUGUAGUUGGGUCCUACAUCUGACAGUUAAACAGAGAGUAUGACAUGGAGUAGAAAUGUUACUGAUUUGAUAGAGUGUGGGUUUAUUUGACUUUGACCUUUCCGUGACGCAGUCACUGUUUGUAUGACAGCAAACACACUGUUUCGCACCUGAAAACUGCAUAGUGUAAACCUAUAGUUUGGUAGAGUUGCAUUAGCUUGUAUGCACCGCACCCUCUAGAGAAGAGUGGAUAAUUUGAAUUGGACUGUGACUGAGGGCACUGCUUGAAACGACAUGCCAAUUUUGUUAUGAAGUUCAUAGUA